Messenger RNA from Polyodon spathula (Mississippi paddlefish), 2603 nucleotides. RefSeq names its product cytochrome P450 1B1-like. Gene Ontology annotation, biological process: hormone biosynthetic process; progesterone metabolic process. The record is from RefSeq and is a predicted model, not a curated record. Gene Ontology annotation, molecular function: heme binding; iron ion binding; steroid 17-alpha-monooxygenase activity. Lineage: Eukaryota; Metazoa; Chordata; Actinopteri; Acipenseriformes; Polyodontidae. Bases 568 to 2154 code for a protein of 528 amino acids. The transcript has a single exon.
UUGGGAGCUACGGGGCUACCACAAUGGCACAAUGGGAGGAGUACAGUAAUAAACCAGAGUCCAGCCAGCCCCUUGAAGUACAAAGAUAUAUAAAGCAGAGUAAAGGCUAUGUACAGAGCUAAAUUGAAAUCUACAACAGGGGAAUGAAUUAAACUUAUUCAAAGGAUUUUUACCCGAUGGUUCUCAGCAAGUGAAGACAGGCAUAUAUUCAUUAAAAAAAUGAAGGUGAGCUUGGAAACUGAAAUAGAAUUAUAAACAAAUGCAACUACCCUGCAAUUUGAAGGAACAUUGCACCAACCAAAAGUCAUUACAUUUUAAAGGAAAUUUACAUCAUUGAAAAGCUAAGUGAGAUUUCAGAUUUGCAUGCUUGAUGUGUAAUUUUUUGUUGAACAUUUAAAGUUGCUGAAUCUAGUGUACUACUGGACUGCAAGGACCUGUUACAAAAAUACUUUGGGUUCGUACUUACUUAAAAAGCUAAAUAACCACAACUGGGUCAUUCUGGGGACACAAAAGAGUGAAGCCAGUUUAACUGCUCAUUGCAAGACAGCAAACAUUUCGUUAACCAGCAUGGCUCUUUGGGACACAGACUUUGGAGCGAAGGGAAGUGGCAGUGCCAGGGAGUGGGGUGUUCAGAUCCAGCCUGCACUAUUAGCCUCUUUCUUGUUUCUGGUCUGUCUCGAAGCCUGGCUGUGGGUGAAGAAUCUGAGACAGAACAGACGCUUGCCUGGCCCCUUUGCCUGGCCAGUGGUGGGCAAUGCAAUGCAGCUGGGGCAGAUGCCCCAUUUAACCUUUUCCAAUCUGGCCAAAAAAUAUGGCAAUGUCUACCAGAUCAGCCUGGGCAGCAACAAAAUUGUAGUUCUAAAUGGUGAGGUCGCAAUACGGCAAGCCUUGCUUAAACACAGCACUGCAUUUGCUGGUAGACCCAAUUUUGGCACUUUUCAAAUGGUCUCCGGUGGCAAGAGUAUGGUUUUUGGGGGCUACACCAGGCUGUGGAAGGAGCAUCGGAGAAUUGCUCAAUCAACAAUUAGAGCUUUCUCCACAGCCAACAGCCAUACCAAGAAACUCUUUGAGCAGCAUGUUUUGGGAGAAGCUAUAGACCUCAUCAAGGUUUUUCUGCGACUUGGCGCUGAUAGUUGUUACUUUGAACCCGGUCACGAAUUAACAGUGGCCGUCGCCAACGUCAUCUGCGCCCUUUGUUUUGGCAAGCGCUACAGCCACGACGACCAGGAGUUUAAGACCCUUCUGGGCAGGGUGGACAAGUUUGGUCAGACGGUGGGUGCAGGGAGUUUGGUGGAUGCCAUGCCUUGGCUGCAGGCUUUCCCAAACCCAGUCCGCAGCAGUUACCUGAACUUCAAAGAACUCAACAAAGAGUUUUUUGAGUUUGUGAAAGAUAAGAUUAUCCAGCACCGGCAGACAUAUGACCCAGAGGUCACGCGAGACAUGAGUGAUGCUAUCAUUGGAGUGAUAGAGCAUGGGAAAGGUACCGGAGAUGGUCUAACCAAGGAACAUGUUGAAGGUACUGUUAAUGACCUGAUGGGUGCUGGGCAAGACACCAUCUCAACAGCACUCCACUGGGUUCUCUUGCUCUUGGUGAAGUACCCCAAUAUCCAGACCAAGAUUCAAGAGCUGAUUGACAAAGAAGUGGGCCGGGAAAGGUUGCCUACCAUUGAAGACAAAAGCAAGCUCGCCUACCUAGAGGCUUUCAUCUACGAGACCAUGCGCUUCACCAGCUUUGUGCCAAUCACCAUCCCCCAUUCCACCACCUCCGACGUGACUAUCGAAGGCCACUACAUCCCUAAGGACACUGUGGUUUUUGUGAACCAGUGGUCGGUGAACCACGAUGAGCUGAAAUGGAAGGAUCCUCAUGUGUUUGAGCCCUGCAGGUUUCUGAAUGAGAGUGGGGUCAUCGACAGGGACCUGACCAGCAGCGUGAUGAUCUUCUCCAUGGGAAAGCGCCGGUGUAUCGGUGAUCAGAUUGCCAAGCUCCAGAUAUUUCUGUUCACAGCCAUCCUGCUUCACCAGUGCACCUUUGAAGCGAAUCCUGCAGACAAACCCAGCCUGGAUUGCGCCUAUGGGCUAAGUCUGAAACCCAUCCACUUCACUUUGACUGCUAAGCUAAGGGGAACAUUUCUAGACUUGGUUUCACCAGCAUAAAAAAGUCAGACUUUUGUACAACCUUUCACUGAGAUGUACCAUCCAGACACACGCCAGUAUUCCAGUAAGUCGUCAUUUUCUGUGUGUUUUAAAACUAGGGGCAAUCAGGUUUGAGAUUAGAAAGGUUUGGUAUUAUUUCACUCGAUGUCCUAUGGACUUGAUUAUCUGCAAGACCUUUCUUCAAUCAGUUGUUAGUAAUCAAUUAUCCAUGCUUGGUAAUCACUUUAUAAACCCCUGUUUUAUAAUUGAAAAGUUUAACAACCACCCAUAACAGACUAGAAACAAAAUGACUUCAUAGUGCUGUAGAUUUACACUGAAGAAAAAGCAGCUUGUUUCAUUUAGUUACAGAAAAGCGUGAUGAUUGAGUGUUUUAAAAAUGAUGAUCCAGAGUAAAGGGAGCAGGCAAGUUACAGUUAAAGUAAAUGAAAAGUAUGUUUUUUUUAUUAUUU